GAAUGGGUGGCAGAUUUUGAGAAACCCAGGGGCAACCCAUCUGCGUUUUUAAGGCCUGCCACAACUGUCUUAUCUCCCUACUUAAAAUUUGGCUGUCUCUCUUGUAGAUAUUUCUAUCAGUCAAUUCAGGAAGUUCUAAGAACUGUUAAAAAGCACACAUCUCCACCUGUUUCUCUUCUUGGACAGCUGCUUUGGAGAGAUUUUUUCUACACAGCUGCUUUUGGAACUCCUAGUUUUGAUCGUAUGAGGGGCAAUAAAAUAUGCAAACAGAUACCUUGGAAUGACAAUGAUGAACUGCUAGCUGCUUGGAGAGAUGCUAGAACAGGAUUUCCUUGGAUUGAUGCCAUAAUGGUCCAGCUGAGAAAGUGGGGUUGGAUGCAUCAUCUGGCACGGCAUUCUGUAGCAUGCUUUCUCACUCGCGGAGAUCUGUUCAUCCAUUGGGAGAAAGGACGUGAUAUUUUUGAGAGAUUACUAAUUGACUCAGAUUGGGCAAUCAACAAUGGGAAUUGGCUGUGGCUCUCUUGCUCUUCAUUUUCAUACCAGUAUCACCACAUUUAUUCUCCAGUUUCAUUUGGGAAGAAAUAUGAUCCCAACGGAGAGUACAUAAGGCAUUUUCUCCCUGUAUUAAAAGACAUGCCCAAGGAGUAUAUUUAUGAGCAAUGGACUGCUCCUCUCUCUGUACAACAAAAAGUGAAAUGCGUUAUUGGAAUAGAUUAUCCAAAUCCAGUGGUUUCACACGGUUCAGCUAGCAAAGAAUGCUGUCAGAGACUUAGUGAAGCCUAUGAAAUGAACAAAAAGUUAAAUGGCACAGUGAGGGAUGAAGAUUUAAAUGACCUAAAAAGGAAACUUGAAGCUGGAUAUAAGAAGGCCCUGGAUCGUAAAACCAAGAAGCAAAAAUGAAGGCUAUUCAAUGAUUAACCCGCCUAUUUUCCGUUAGUUGAACAUAUGUUACCCUGCUUAAUUUGAUGUUUUGGGGGGUGACAACACUUACAUUCUAAAGACAUUCUUAUUUGACACCUCCAUUAGAUAAUGAAAACUGAAAAGUUGAACUUAUAUGCAAUCGUCGAGUGGAGAUGUGGUAUAUACUUAUAGACGAAAGUUCCUGUCUGGCCAAGCCGGAGGAACCCCCUGUCCGGCCACCUCAAUUUGAGGUGGUUCUGGGGGUAUUUUUGGCUGAAAAAUUUUGUGUAUGUUCCUCAUCAAGUCUAGUUCAUCCAUACCAAAUUUGAGCAAAAAAAUUCAACCGGGAAGGUCGUCAAAUGAUUUUUGCAUGAAAACUGCGUUUUAUAUGUAUAUUCCGGACCAGUUUUCAUGCAAAAAUCAUUUGAUGACCUUCCCAAUUUAAUAUUUUGCUCAAAUUUGGUAUGCAUGAACUAUACUUGAUGAGGAACAUACACAAAAAAAUUCAGCCAAAAAUACCUCGGAACCAACUCAAAUGGAGGUGGCCGGAGGAGCCUCCUGUCCGACCAGGCCGGACAUGAAUGUUGCUCUAUACUUAUAUAGGAACGUCUUAGUAUGUCCAAAUUGAAUGUUGAUCUUGCAUUACAUUUUAGAGAUCAGUGGACCACUUCACAAGUUCGUGUAAACUUGUCUCAUUUAAAAUAUAUCGUGUAUAUAUACUCACACUUUGAUGUAAUAGGACAAGGAAUAAUCAAUUCCAGAUCACUUGUUUUAUA
Molecule: messenger RNA, 1676 nt
Organism: Cuscuta europaea
Lineage: Eukaryota; Viridiplantae; Streptophyta; Magnoliopsida; Solanales; Convolvulaceae
Source: the annotation of a GenBank genome assembly